UAACGCAAAGGCACCCUUUCUUUCUUUCUCUAACACCUUUUUCUCUCUCAGAAUUUUCUCCUUUUUCUGAUUCCCUUUAUUAAUUUGAGUUUUCUCUCUCCCUUUAUCUUCCCUGAAAAUAUUUCUUCCUUCGUAUUGAUGUCGGAAAAGGGUCGGCCACUACCAAAAUUUGGUGAAUGGGACGUCAAUGAUCCAGCCUCGGCUGAGGGGUUCACUGUGAUUUUUAAUAAGGCUAGGGAUGAGAAAAAGACAGGUGGCAAUCCUGAGUCACCAGGAAAGACUGCUGCUGAUCCUCACAGCAAACCUGCAUUAGAUCCUGGCAAACCUCAGAGUAAAAAAUGGUUUUGCUGCAUGCAAAACCCAUCUGCAGAAUCAUAGCAAUGGCUGCCCAUGUGAAAAGGUUGAACAGAAGAACAAUGUCUAUGUGUAACUAGCUUCACAGUAUUUUCUCGAAGAUAAGAGCGGUAGAGUCAUAAGCAAAUUCUACGGAAUUUAUAUUAUGUGCUGUAAAAGUGAGCUGCAAUGGGGGAAAGCAAAGAAGUCAGACUAUUAUUUAUGUGUGUGUAUCAAUGUUGUGGUUUAUUAUUAGGAGCCAGGGUUGCUUCCUGUUUUGCCUUGUCUUGCGCUAUGAGCUAGAGCGUUGCUUGUCACAUUGUAUUACUUGUAUUAUCAAACAAAACCUAUUUUAUGAACUCAUUUAAUUCCUUUGAUUUCGUGGCCCGGACAAAGCUUGCAAUUUGGUACGUGCCUUGCUAUUCAUUGCCACUAGCUGCCUGUUCUUUUCCGGUUCGAAUUCUUCUUCCAAACUGGAAAAGGACAAAAAAUCAAAAUGAAGAAUGAGAGACAAAACUGGUUUCUUAUUUUUGCCACUAAGAUGUGCCGUAGCCCAUAUUCCUGCGUAGCAUGCUAAUACCGCUUUGCUUGUUAAUCGAGCUAAGAAAUAGGCUUUGAAGAUUGGGGUUUCUUUUCCUGUCCAAAAAUAAAAGAAGAUUCAGUGAUUUUAUACGCCUCGAAGGGAAUAGUUUUUGCUGUUGGGCUGGGGAUACUUUUGGUAUUAAAAAAGAAAGACUAUUGUUUUGUUAAAAUGGUACACAAUGGUCUGCUUCAAGUUUCAAAUGUGUGUAGAAACAAGGUAGGUGCCUAGGUGUUGUUGGAAAUAACGUGACAAUUGUUUGUAUGCUUUAGCUUGCCUUUGUUCUAAUCUGAAUAACAAAUCAAUUCAGCCAAAAGAUCAAACUUGCGAUUUUUUUC
Messenger RNA from Abrus precatorius (Indian licorice), 1251 nucleotides. RefSeq names its product protein NOI4. The transcript has 3 exons. The record is from RefSeq and is a predicted model, not a curated record. Lineage: Eukaryota; Viridiplantae; Streptophyta; Magnoliopsida; Fabales; Fabaceae. The coding region runs from base 139 to 378 and encodes 79 amino acids.